Choiromyces venosus 120613-1 is the source of this 629-nucleotide messenger RNA. Lineage: Eukaryota; Fungi; Ascomycota; Pezizomycetes; Pezizales; Tuberaceae. The record is from the annotation of a GenBank genome assembly.
UUGAGUUCACUACCAACCACCAUGUCCUUUUAAUCACCAAAGACAAUACUCCUGCCACCUCUGCCCUCAAACACCAUCAUUUUGCUAUUCAGGAAGCAAUCAGAGCUACCAUACCUGCUGCUAUUGGCCUCAGAAAAGAUGAAAUCUGGCACAAGGUCAUACUAUACAGUAUCCCUACCACCAGCUCCUUCACUACCAUCCACGCAGAGAUUGAAGAAUUCAACCCUGGGAUCCACCUUCCCUCACAUGCUAGAUGGCUCACCAUAGAAGACCAACAUCAGAACAAAGCUACUUCAGCUAUGGUCCUCACAAUUGCCUGCAAAGACUCCACAGACAAGGCCCUUAGCAAAGGUCUCUCCCUCUUUGGCAGGAAAUUCAAGGUUCAACAUUACUUAACCUUUGGCCCUGACACCCAAUGCAAUAAAUGCCUAGCCUUUGGCCACUACACCAGCCAAUGCAACAGGCAAACACACUGUGCCAUCAGCUCCUGAGUGCACUCAACACACCUCCACACCUAUGGUAGAUCAGAUUGUCCUAUCAAGGGUAAAAUGUUCCUUUACACCACUAUCCAAUGCACUAAUUGCAAAGACUCCCAACAAGCGACAUCCCAGGAAUGUUUCACCUACAUC